UGCGUAGGAUUUCCCUCCCCUUUUUUAAACAGAAAAAAAUGCAUGCAAAUUUUAUUUAAGAAAGCACAAGAAAGAAUGUGGCAGAUGAAAAAGUUUGUCGUUAUUUUUGGAAACAACUAAGCAGCAAUGCACAUCAUGCUGCCCUUCUCCCUGUUUCCUCUCCUACCACUGGGAGUCUUGGUUCUUCUCACCCUGAGCCCUGGUAGCACCUGGCAGAUGAGGCAUGGAUGUAAAAUCCAAGACAGCCGGGCAGACUGCAGCCAUCUCCGCCUGCAAGAGAUUCCCAAAGACCUUCCCAAGAACAUCAGCAGUUUGGACAUGUCCCACAACCAACUGAAGGAUCUGAACCCUACUAUCUUGGCUCUGUAUCCUCGACUGAUCCACCUGGAUGCCAGCUUCAACUCCCUCACCAAGCUACCGGCAAACCUGUGCCGGUCCUUACCCACCCUGGCGAGCCUAAGCGUGCAGCACAACGAGGUUCACCUGCUGACGCCCGAGGAGCUGCGGAGCUGCCCCAGCCUGAAUCGACUCGACCUCUCCUGGAACAGACUCAAACUGCGGCAAGAGCCCUUCUCAGUUUUACCACACCUGACAUGGCUGGAUGUGUCUAGAAACAAACUGGAGUCAGCUCAGCUGGGAACACAUCCUCAACUAUCCAACCUGGUGACGCUUGUUCUCUCAGGGAAUUCCAUCUCCACCCUCAGAAAAGACGACUUUUACUUUCUCAGAAACUCUUCCUCCUUCCGGGUUCUUGGGCUGUCGUCUUUGCCUCUUCAAAUGGUGGAACCAGGCUGUUUCAAGUCCAUUAGCGGCUUACGAGACCUCGUGCUGGAUGGGAGUAAACUCAGCCCCCAGGUCACCUCUAGACUGUGUGAAGAGUUGUCAGGGACAGCAGUGAGAAAUUUGUCCCUUCGAAACACAGAUCAAGAUAAUCUUAUGAACACCACUUUUAAAGGACUUGGCGGGACCAACCUCACCAUCCUUGACCUGUCUAAAAAUCAGAUUGACCAAAUUGCCGAGGGGUCCUUUCAGUGGUUCCCUUUGUUAGAGACCCUUUCGUUGGAAGAGAACAAACUAAAAAAACUGACCAGAGGAACCUUUUUGGGUCUGGGAGCCCUGAAGAAGUUGAAUCUUUCUUGGGCUCUGGUGAAGAAACCUGCAGCUGCGAUAGACGAUUUCUCGUUUCAGCCUUUGGCCAAGCUAGAGAGCCUCCACAUGGAGAACACAGGUUUGCGGAAGAUCACAGAACACACUUUCUCUGGUCUGUACAGUCUCAGGACUUUGGAUCUCAGCUGGAGCAGCGCACAGAUCAGGACAAUCACAAAUCGCACUUUCGUCUCCCUGCAAGACUCUCCGCUUCGGAUGCUCAACUUAUCUUUCACGGCCAUCGCGAAGUUGGACCCUAACGCCUUCUCCUGUCUCAGCAACCUCACGAAGCUCUUACUCGGCCACAACUUUAUCUCUCAGACGUUAACAGGGGAGGAGCUCCAGGGUUUAAACCGCGUAGAGGAACUAUACUUGUCUUUCAACCAGAACAAGAUCACCCUCACCUCUUCAUCUUUUGUGCACGUACCCACCUUAAGGGCUCUAUAUUUGGAUCAUGCUCUCACUGGCACUCUUGAUUUGAACCCAUCUCCAUUUAGGCCGCUGGUGAACCUCAGACUGCUAAAUCUCAAUUACAACAACAUUGCGAACAUCAACGCCGACUUGUUGGCUGGCCAGGGGCAGUUAAAAGUGCUAACGUUGCAGCACAACAAUCUGGCCCGACUGUGGAAGAAUGCCAAUCCUGGAGGUCCGGUGCUCUUCCUCAAAGACGUGAAGAAUCUCUCGGUGUUGGAAAUGGACACCAAUGGUCUGGAUGAGAUCCCACUGGCUGGUCUGAAGGGUCUCACUCAGCUACAGGAGCUCAGCCUGAGCGGGAACCUCCUGGAAUAUCUGCAAGAUUCCCUUUUCAGUGACUUGCACUCCUUACGGGUGUUGCAUCUCCAGAAGAACAUGAUUACUUCAGUGCGGCGUGAGGUGUUUGCAUCUGCCAUGGCCAACCUGAGUGAGCUUCAGAUGGAUCACAAUCCUUUCGACUGCACCUGCGAGAGCAUCCUCUGGUUCACGACGUGGCUCAACUCCACCAGUGCCUCCGUACCGGGUCUCCAACAAGGCUACAUCUGCAACACCCCAUCUCUCUACUACAACCGUUCCAUAAUGCAGUUCGACCCACUGUCUUGCAAGGACAUGACCCCUUUCCAAGGUCUGUUUGUACUGACCAGCACUGCAGUUCUACUGCUACUUUUUACAGCAUUUCUGUGGCACUUUCAGGGCUGGAGGAUCCAGUUCUACGGGAGCAUCCUGAUUAACCGCACACUGGGACUAAAGGAUGAUGGUUCUGAAGAGGAAAGAUUUGAGUACGAUGCCUUCAUCAUUCAUACCGAAAAGGACAGGCCGUGGGUGGAACGACGCUUGCUCCCUUUGGAGAACGAACACUUGAAAUUUUUCACAGAGUACCGGGAUGCCAUUCCCGGCCAUUCUCACCUGGAAACCAUAGUGGAUAACUUGAAGAAAGCUAGAAAAAUCAUUUUUGUUGUCACUGACAUGCUUCUGAAGGAUUCCUGGUGUAGGCAGUUUAAGGCCCACCAUGCCCUCCACCAGGUGAUGGAGGACAGUCGAGAUUCGGUGGUGUUGGUGUUCCUGCAGGACGUGCCGGAUUACCAGCUGAGCCGCUCCCUGCUGUUACGCCGGGGCAUGCUGAAAUCCCGCUGCAUCCUCCACUGGCCCCAGCACAAGGAACGCAUCCCAGCCUUCCACCAGAAACUCCGCGUCGCACUCGCUACCAGCAACAGGGUGAACUAGGUUCAAGAAGGGCCAACAUCGGGACAUAAUUAAAGCAAUGCAGUGCUAUCUUUAAGCAUUAGGGUGCUCUUUAUUAAAGCAAUGCAGUGCUAUCAUUAAGCAAGAGGGUGCUCUUUAUUAAAUCAAUGCAGCUCUAUCAUUAAGCAAGGGGGUGCUCUUUAUUAAAUCAAUGCAGCUCUAUCAUUAAGCAUUAGGGUGCUCUUUAUUAAAGCAAUGCAGUGCUAUCAUUAAGCAAGAGGGUGCUCUUUAUUAAAGCAAUGCAGGCUAGGAGCCGACACUGUGGUGUUAGCUAGUGGCUGCAGACUAUUCUAGUGAACACCAAAGCUUUACGGGUAGGAAGAAAAAUGCUGUUCAGUAUCUGCAACCAACUGUAUCCUAUUGAUUUACACACACACACACACACACACACACACAUAUAUAUAUAUAAUUAGCCAUUGGUAAUUUUGGACCCUUGCACUGUCUGUAAGCAGCAGAUUGCCAGCCUACACAUCCUGUAGAGUAAUGAUAAUUAGAGAUAAUGCAGAGUAUUCUGUAUGGAGCUGACUACUCACAGUGGCAUGCUUAAUACCUACCUAUUUGCAGCAAAGUGCUGGUCUAAUUCUGCAAGACCUUGAACUGAGAAACAACACAAUUUAGGUCAAAGAUUAGGUCAAAAAGUACACCAGCAAAUGCCUCUUGACAAACUUCCUUAUGCACUAAUGUGCAACCAACAUGAUCUUUUUUUCCUCUUGCUAAUGUAACUCCUUUUUAUAAUGCAGGUUUUGUGGCAAUUUGUGGUAAUACUGACACCUAGCGGCCAUUGUCUUGAAUUUCACCGGAUAAAUAAAGCGUGCAUGGAUACUUCU
Chanos chanos (milkfish) is the source of this 3689-nucleotide messenger RNA. RefSeq names its product toll-like receptor 3 (gene tlr3). Gene Ontology annotation, biological process: inflammatory response; toll-like receptor signaling pathway. The transcript has 5 exons. The record is from RefSeq and is a predicted model, not a curated record. Bases 127 to 2844 code for a protein of 905 amino acids. Gene Ontology annotation, molecular function: signaling receptor activity; protein binding. Gene Ontology annotation, cellular component: plasma membrane. NCBI's taxonomy places the organism in Eukaryota, Metazoa, Chordata, Actinopteri, Gonorynchiformes, Chanidae.